Molecule: messenger RNA, 1623 nt
Organism: Andrographis paniculata
Lineage: Eukaryota; Viridiplantae; Streptophyta; Magnoliopsida; Lamiales; Acanthaceae
Product: homeotic protein knotted-1-like
Exons: 5
Coding region: 227-1333 (368 amino acids)
Biological process (GO): regulation of DNA-templated transcription
Cellular component (GO): nucleus
Molecular function (GO): DNA binding; DNA-binding transcription factor activity, RNA polymerase II-specific
Source: RefSeq, a predicted model, not a curated record
UUUGUUUAUUCUUCAAUAAGCGUCGUCUUGUCUUGUUGCUCACCCAAUUAUUUCCGCCUCCGCCGCCGCCGCCGCCGCCGCCGAUCCGCCCAUGGUGCUCUUCCCUUCCGCCGACGUGCGCUACUGAAGGAGGCGCACCGCCUGAUUCCGCACCUGCACUGGUUUUUCUAACCUCAACUUCAUGAACUAGCUUCGUUCCCGCUCCUUAGGGUUUCCUUUCUUAUAUAUGCUUCAAUUUCCCGAUAGGAUUUGGUUUUGUUCAGAAAUGGAGAAUUACGAUCAUCAAAUGAGUGAAAAUAUGAAUUCCAGAGGCGGCGAAGGUGGUGGUUCUCUGUACGGAAGCUCAGUGCUCGCUCCGGUGAGCGGUUUUCAUCUCCAAUCCGGUAACUGUUUCGAUCAAUCCGACGGCCAGCAGCUUCCGAUAGUGAAAACUGAGGAUGGAAGUUUCCAGAAUCGUCUUCUCAGGUUUCACCAACCGUCCACGCUCAGAGGAGAUCAGAUUGUUCUAGAACAUCGCCGGCAACCGGAGAGCGAGAGCGUUGAUUCCAUAAAAGCGAAAAUCGUUGCUCAUCCUCAGUAUUUCAAUCUCCUGGAAGCUUACGCCGAUUGUCAAAAGGUUGGAGCCCCGCCUGAGGUGAUAGCGCGGCUGUCGUCGGUCCGGCGAGAGGUCGAGGCGAGUCAGCGAGCGACGGCGAGGAGCGACGACGAUCCGAAGGAUCCAGAACUCGAUCAAUUCAUGGAAGUCUACUGCAAUAUGCUGGUGAAGUAUCACGACGAACUGUCGAGGCCUUUCCAGGAAGCCAUGGAAUUCAUGCGACGAGUAGAAACGCAGCUCGGCACACUCACCAAUGGUGGUGUAGGAAUCUUCAAUUCUGAGGAGAAGCUGGAUCAUGGCAAUGGCAACUCCUCGGAAGAAGACCAAGACCAAGACAACGACCAUGACCACGACAAGGGCCUUCCUUGCGGGCAAAUGAUAGAUCCGCGCGCAGAAGACCGCGAGCUGAAGAACCACCUGCUGAAGAAGUACAGCGGAUACUUAACCACCCUCAAGCAGGAGCUCUCCAAGAAGAAGAAGAAAGGCAAACUCCCCAAAGACGCCCGCCAAAAGCUCCUCGCCUGGUGGGAACUACACAACAAAUGGCCAUAUCCUUCGGAAUCAGAGAAGCUGGCGUUGGCGGAGUCGACUGGUCUGGACCAGAAACAGAUAAACAACUGGUUCAUCAACCAAAGGAAACGCCACUGGAAGCCGUCGGAGGACAUGCAAUUUAUGGUGCUCGAUGCCCAAAAUGCUGCCGCGUACGGCCAUUUCGGGCCUUACCGGCUUGCGCCGUGACUUAUCGAUCGAUGUGAUCGUCGACGAAUGUCAUGUGCUGCAUCUGCUGGCUGGCUGCUCAUAUAUAUAUAUAUAUGUUUAUGAAGGUAUCAGGUAUGCGUAAUGUUGGAAGUUAAUUUAGGCAGUUCUAAAAUUAAAUCAAUAUUUUUAUAUAAUUAGCUAAGCCUGCUGGAAUAGAAAUGAAUUAAUGAUGUAGUUAAGAAUGAUCAUCGUUAUCAUAUCCAUAUAUAUAUAUAUAUAUCUAUCAUGUAGAUUUAUGGAUGUAAAUUGUGAUGGCUUUUUAAGAUUUA